AUGUCUCGCGGUGGCGGCACAACUCUCUACGUGACAGGCUUUGGGCCUGGCACACGCGCACGCGACCUUGCCUACGAAUUCGAGCGGUAUGGGCGUCUCGUCCGCUGCGACAUCCCUGCUCCGCGUACUGCCACAAGCAGACUCUUUGCAUUUGUCGAGUAUGAAAGCCGUCGCGAUUCUGAUGAUGCCUAUCACGAGAUGCAUAACAUGCGACUGAACCGUGACGAGACUCUCAAGAUCGAGUGGGCACGUACGCCACCAUCAGCCAGCUGGCGUUUCGAUCAAGGAGCCUCACGUCCACGUGAAGCGCGCCGUGAGCGCUCGCCACGUCCACGUUCCCGUAGUCCGCCGCGCCGUCGCCACGAUGACGAAGACGACCGCCGCAACGACCGCGAUCGUGACUAUGAUCGCCCGCCCAGACGCGAUAGGGACCGCGAUGAGGACCGUGAUCGCGAUCGCGACCGUGACAUGAAGGAUCGUGACCGUGAUCGCGAUGAUGAGGAUCGUGACCACGACCGCGAUGGCGGAAGGGAUCGUGAGAGGGAGUAUGAGCGCGAGAACGGCGCGAAUGGAGAUGAUCGUAAGGUGGACCGCGAGGAAGUGCCAGCAGCUCACGAUGACCUCGACACGGCUGAGUAG
This is a messenger RNA of Baudoinia panamericana UAMH 10762, 639 nucleotides long. RefSeq lists its product as uncharacterized. Bases 1 to 639 code for a protein of 212 amino acids. The record is from RefSeq and is a predicted model, not a curated record. Gene Ontology annotation, molecular function: RNA binding. Gene Ontology annotation, biological process: mRNA splicing, via spliceosome. The transcript is spliced from 5 exons. Gene Ontology annotation, cellular component: nuclear speck. NCBI's taxonomy places the organism in Eukaryota, Fungi, Ascomycota, Dothideomycetes, Mycosphaerellales, Teratosphaeriaceae.